AUGAAUAAAGUUGUAUUUAAAUCACCCUCUCUAAAAAGCUCAUUCAGAAUGUUCAGAGUUAGAUCUUAAGGAGAUCCAGAAGAAACAAAAAAUGAAAUCAUGGAGUUAAUGAAUAAUUAUUUAGUUUAAAAUGAUGGAAAAUUGAUAAACAUGUCAGUGCUUAAAAACAAAGAAAUCCUCUGCUAUUUUGUAGUAGGCGAUGAGUGUAGAGAUCAAGAAAAUUGGGAAUAAACAAUAAAAAGAGAUAUUUUGAGCAAAUAUGAAGUAAUUAGUUCAGUCAUGGAGCUAAGUCCAGCUAAUAAUAUUGCUAAUAAAUAAUGA
Messenger RNA from Tetrahymena thermophila SB210, 321 nucleotides. RefSeq lists its product as hypothetical. The transcript has 2 exons. The record is from RefSeq and is a predicted model, not a curated record. Lineage: Eukaryota; Ciliophora; Oligohymenophorea; Hymenostomatida; Tetrahymenidae.